This is a messenger RNA of Exaiptasia diaphana, 2205 nucleotides long. Its product is annotated as membrane progestin receptor gamma-like. Gene Ontology annotation, molecular function: signaling receptor activity. The transcript has 3 exons. Gene Ontology annotation, cellular component: membrane. The record is from RefSeq and is a predicted model, not a curated record. The coding region runs from base 97 to 1095 and encodes 332 amino acids. Lineage: Eukaryota; Metazoa; Cnidaria; Anthozoa; Actiniaria; Aiptasiidae.
AUAAUGUUGUAUAAAUAGCUCAUCCGUUUGUCCAGAAGAAAUCAUUCAUUUUGGUUACUCACCGAACUAAUAUAGAGUGUAAUCACUCAGUCUGUCAUGAGGAUGGUCAGCUAUGGUCUCGAUGAUUGGUCUGCGCUCUGGAAACAKUUCCUCAAGUGCAAGGAUACUUUGAAAAUGAGUGAGAUUCCACAGGGAUACCGCGAUGAUUACAUCAACACUGGUUACCGUCGACCAGGGAUGACUGCAUUGGAGUGCCUCAAGAGUCUCUUCCAAUGGAARAACGAGACCAUCAAUGUUUGGACACAUUUUUUUACUUUACUAUUUUUUGCUUGGAAAUUUUAUUCCUUGCAAGUAGACUUGCUGUGGAAUCCCGAUUACUGGCCGAUGCUUGCCUUUGCAAUUGGUUCAUUUGCAUUCCCAGCCCUUAGUACAAUUGCGCAUGCGUUCAGCAGUAUGCCGUUGAAUAUUCGUCAUUUAUGUUUUUGCUGUGACUACGCCGGAAUAAGUGUGUAUAGUAUGGGAUCUUCUGUAGCGUACUUUGCGUACAGUACACCAGUACAUGUCCGRGAUUCAUUACUUGGUGCACUUCACCAGCCAGUCAACGUCAUAAUGGCUGUGUUUUGCUGUCAUGUAUGUUGCAUUUCUCGACACAAAAAGUGGAGGUCGGUCCAAAGUACAAUGAGAGCCUUAUCAUUUGCUGUACCAUACAUAUUUACAAGCUCCUUUGUUAUUUACGGUAUCCUCGCUUCUUUCUACACCAAGUCCAUGUGGUUCCAUUAUUCUCAAUUUUUUUGGUGUACUUUGAUGGCUAUCACAAUGACAGCUAAAAUCCCAGAAAAGUAUUUCUCGGAGUAUUUUGACGUUGUUGGUCAUAGUCAUCAAUGGUUUCAUGUAUUUGUGUUCAUCGCGACAAACAAUCAAAUCAAUGCCGUUAUAUUAGACAUGAAACACCUUCAACAGAUCCAAGGAAUACCAUCAUCGUCUUUCAUUGGGACAGUUGGACUCGUUYUUCUUGUUAUUGUAAUUGAUGCUUUUAUUGUAGUGACAUAUUCACAUGAUGUUGAUAACACAAAUUGUGAAAACAAAUUGAACUGAAACAUUGUUACAUAAUCUAGCUAGAUACAUUAGCUAAAAAUCGUUCUAAUUUAUCAAGYAAGCUCUGUUAUGUGCAUAUUUGUGAACAGUCAUUUGACUUUGUCGUUAAUCAGUUUCAUCCCUACGCGCUAAGACCAAAAAGGAUUACGGGUAAAUGAACAUGAAUCUCAUUGAUUCUUCUCUAUCAGACGGUGACAACUUCACAAAGGAAAGCAAACCAAGACUCAAUUCACAUCAUAUUCCAUCAAACAGGUUGCUUUGUAUAUCGCCAUGAAAUAUCGCUAAAUAGAUUUGUAUCACCCAGCGUAAAUCAUCACCUAAUGACGAAAACGUUAUCCUACAAUUUAGGAACACAUUAAAAUACACCACUGAAGCUGAAGCUCUGUAUUUUACUGAUUAAUUCGUAAAURAUAAAACAAGUUGUUUUUUCUUGGACAACGUUUUUGUUAUUAAGUGUAUGUUUGAGGCAUGUUUAACACGAACUCAAGUCAUGUUGGUAACAGUAAAUUGAUUAUCCCCAUGAUCCUUUUCGGUCUAGACGAAUAGCGAUGAAGCCGUUUAGUCAAAUACACCUUCUAAGCUAAGACCGGAAAGAAGCAUGGGAGAGCAAAAGUGUCAUAUUAAUAUUUGCACGAUAAUAAUGUUCCCAAGCCAUGCUCUAAGUAUUCAAUAUAUUCUCUACGAAUUCGAAAAGCGUUAAUAAUAUCACCAUCAUUAGCACCCAGGUUCSAGAGGUUUAAAAAAAGCMUGCAGAGUGGAUUUCAUGUGAUUGUGCAAAACAACACAGCACUGAACGUAUUGCCAUAUACCCAAUACCAGUAAUAYCGCGUAAUAACCGAUAAUUAACAAUCAGUUAUGUUCSGAGAGUUUAUAUUAUGAAMGCAUCGAUCUGUCUGUCUGUCCGCCUAUAUGUAUCAUCCACAAGGUCACUUUAUAUUACUCUUGCCUUUUUUUAAUGUUGCUAAUUCAUUUUUUUUACAAAAUAGUGAUGCGUAUGUAUAAAAUACUUCUUGAUAAAGAGAACUGGAAUGAAUGCAUUGAAAGUCAUAAAAAGRAAGAUGAAAGUUCCUUGAAGUUAGGGCCCGAUUCAAGGUCCAAAUAAAAGUCCUU